AUGUCUCGUCGAUACUCUAGCCGAGAUAAGGAAAAAUGGGUCUCCGACCCUUCUCGCCCACCAAAGCGCUCUCCAAUUGUCCUUCCUGAGACCAACUGCUCCCGGCUCAUUGAGGAACACAGGUAUACCCUGAUAGGGCGGGUUACAAAUCCUGCUACGCAAAACACCAGGGCUCUGGUGGACUUCUUCUUGCAACAAUGGCAGGUGGUGGGAUCUUUUACUGGGCGAAGCCUCGGGCCACUAUUGUUCCAAUUUACCUUUGAAUCGGAACAGGAUCUCCAAGCUAUUAUGGCUAAGGCGCCUUAUCACUUCAAAAAGUGGAUGUUCAUCCUUCAACGCUGGGAACCUAUUGUGUCUGAUCUUUUCCCAGCAACUAUCCCCUUCUGGGUGACAAUUCAUGGUAUACCCCUUCACUACUGGACGGACGACUCUCUUAGAGCUAUAGGGAAGGCUCUAGGACCGGUGGAGACCACCGAUGAGGUGAAAGAAAGGAUUCGCGUUAUUGUUAACGGGCUUAAACCCCUUGAGAGAUUCCUGGAAAUAAGUUUAAAAUCUGGAGAAACAAAGAAGGUUGAACUUGAGUAUGAGAAGCUAGAGAAGCAUUGUUUCUCGUGUCUCUCAUUAUCUCAUGAAGCUGGAAACUUCCCCAAUAAAACCGCUUCAGAAGACUCCCCCUCCCCACGCUUGGGUAUCACGCAACUGCGCACUCUAGAUCGUAUUGCUGAGAGCAGAAAGAGAGCUGAUAACCGUAAGCUCUCUCGCUUCUCCCCGUAUGAAAGAAGCCAUGGAGAACCUACAAAUGACAGUCGUCGUGACCAUCCUCGUGGACAACCACAACAAAGGCACGAUUACUAA
This is a messenger RNA of Brassica oleracea var. oleracea, 855 nucleotides long. RefSeq lists its product as uncharacterized. The transcript has a single exon. NCBI's taxonomy places the organism in Eukaryota, Viridiplantae, Streptophyta, Magnoliopsida, Brassicales, Brassicaceae. The record is from RefSeq and is a predicted model, not a curated record. The coding region runs from base 1 to 855 and encodes 284 amino acids.